AUGGCUAAUAGCAAAUUUUCUUAUGUAAAGUUAUAUGAAGAAGAGAAAAAAAUUUUAUUUAAUUGUUACUUUGUAUUAAGAAUAGAUGGAUGUGACUUUAAAAAAUUUAUAAAAGUUCAUGAAUAUAGCAAGCCUAAUGAUAUAGGAGGAUUAAAUUUAAUGAAUGAAUGUGCUAUUGAAGUAUUAAAAAAAUUUCAUGAAAUAGACUUAUGUUAUGGACAUUCAGAUGAGUAUAGUUUCUUGUUUAGAAAAAGUACAAAAAUAUGGAAUAGAAGAUACGAUAAAAUACUUAGUAGUGUUGUUUCAUAUUUUACUUCUUCUUUUGUAUAUAAAUGGAAAAUAUUUUUUAAAAAAGAUUUAGUUUAUCCUCCAUCUUUUGAUGCACGAAUUAUUAUUUACCCAUCUGAAAAAGAAAUAAAGGAUUAUUUUUCCUGGAGACAAGUAGAUUGUCAUAUUAAUACUCAAUAUAAUGAAUGCUUUUGGAAUUUAAUUUUAAAAGAUAAUUAUACGAAUGAAGAAGCUCAUAAAUUUUUAUUAACAACUCAAACAAAGGAUAAAAACGAAUUAUUGUUCAGUCGUUAUAAUAUUAAUUAUAAUAAUAUUCCUGAAAUGUUUCGAAGAGGAACGAUUAUAAUUAGAAAUAAGAAUUAUCAAAAAAAUUGUUCGAAUAUAAAAUUUAGAGAAGGAUUUGAUAGUAUUAUUAAAUUAGACAACUAUCAAAAUAUAAAUGAUGAUUAUAAUAUAAAUACUAACAAACAUGUGAAAGAUAAUUUUAACUUAGAUACUAAUGAAAAUAUUGCUGAUAAUUCUGAUAUUAAAUGUAAUCAAGAAUUUAAUGAUAUUUCAAGUAAAUACAUUAUUUCUCAUGAAAAUUUAAUCAGUGAAAAAUUUUGGAAUAAGUAUGAUUAUAUUUUUAAAAAAAGGGAAAAAAAAGAAGAAUAA
Molecule: messenger RNA, 942 nt
Organism: Plasmodium relictum
Lineage: Eukaryota; Apicomplexa; Aconoidasida; Haemosporida; Plasmodiidae
Product: tRNAHis guanylyltransferase, putative
Exons: 1
Coding region: 1-942 (313 amino acids)
Biological process (GO): tRNA modification
Molecular function (GO): magnesium ion binding; tRNA guanylyltransferase activity
Source: RefSeq, a predicted model, not a curated record